Messenger RNA from Octopus sinensis (East Asian common octopus), 4380 nucleotides. Its product is annotated as 7SK snRNA methylphosphate capping enzyme. The record is from RefSeq and is a predicted model, not a curated record. Gene Ontology annotation, molecular function: RNA methyltransferase activity; O-methyltransferase activity; snRNA binding. The coding region runs from base 430 to 3057 and encodes 875 amino acids. The transcript has 5 exons. NCBI's taxonomy places the organism in Eukaryota, Metazoa, Mollusca, Cephalopoda, Octopoda, Octopodidae. Gene Ontology annotation, biological process: snRNA modification.
AGCAUGCGCAAUUCAAUCGUGCCGCUGUGCCAGUCGCAGCAGGACGUUUGGAUGGCUGCAUCGGUCGAGACGAACGAGAAUAAUUGGGGAAAGAAGAAAUUGGAAAGAAAAGUUCUUGAAAAAUUAUCGAAAAAAACCAAUUCGAAAAUAGUUGAACCCGAGAUAAUCCGACUGAGAACUGCGCGAAAACCCACUUCUUGUUAACAACAACAACAACAGCAGCAGCAGUAUAACACAUACAUUUCCCAAAGAAGCGCACGACACAUCUAAAUACACUUAAUACACACAAUUUUGACAUUUAUAAACAAUAUCUCAAACUUUUAUUAAUUGUUCUUGGAUGUGUGUGUGAGUGUGUGCAUUCAUCAAAAAAACGUAAAAGACUCGAAUUAAAAGUUCUUAAAAUUUUGAAGAUCUCCUCAAAAUAACAUCAUGAGUGCUGUUGACUUGAAAACGGCUGUGAAACCACAUUUUGAUUUGAAAGAUUUCAAAUGCCGACCUGCAGAAGCAUCAGUCUUGGCGAGCACAAAGGUGAAAUCACAUGCGGGAAAUGUGAGGCCAAUGGGCGAUUUAGAAAACAGUCGAGAUUGUCAGAAUUUUGACAUGGAGAAUGAACCGGCGAAACACGGGAAAGGAGAUGGCGUCAAGUUCUCCUAUCCCAUUCAUCGGAAACGGUCCCGUUUCAUGAACAGGUCUGGAGCAGCUGAUAACUAUCAUAAUAAGAAGCGGAGGAAAGGUGAGAAGAUAAUACUGCCAACUAAAUUUCUCUUAGGUGGGAACAUUAACGAUCCCCUAAACCUGAACAGUUUGUGCGAUGAGGAAGUCAACAGAGCUUUAAAUGAGCGGACGCCUCAGUCGUCUCCUGUCCCGACACCUGCUCAUCGGCGUGAUGUUGCAGUUGUCAUGCCCAGAAACCAGUUUGAUCCACUCAACCUGAACGAACCUGAUAUGGAAAACGAGCCAUUAACGCCAGCGAAAAUGAAUGCCAAAAGGAAAAAGAGACACAAAGGUCGCAAAAAAAGCGAAAGCAAUACCACUGGCGACUCAGUAACAACCCCAACCACACCAAUAUGUCUUUCCAAGGAGUCUGAGAAGAAGAAGAUACUUGCUGAAGCUCUGAAGAUCGAAAUAGAUGAUGAAAGUGUACCCGUACCAACCAGCACUGUUGUUACCCCCAGGCAUAAUAGAUCUGCUGUUGCCCCAUUGACAUUAUCUGUCUCCACACCUGUGUUGUCCUCAUUGUCAUCUGGUACCGGAUCAACAUCAAAUACUGAGACAAAUGAAAAUCACAAGGUGAAAUCUGAAGAUAAAAUUGUCUCGCCAGUCAUACCUCAGCUUUCACCUAAAAACCGGAAAAGGCGUUUAGCUAGUUUCUCAGAAAGCCGGACAGUAGACUCCAAUUUGCCAGCUUCCAAAAACCUUAGUCGAGCUGAGAGCUGUCCCAAUGAUAUUCCAAAGCCUACCAUCACCCGUAAAAAUCGAAGACGUCAGAGCCAUCGAGGGGGCAAGGGAGGGAACAGUGCCAACUCAAAAUCCUCUCGAUUCAUCUACGGUAAUUACAAUCGCUACUACGGUUAUCGCAACACCGAUGACAUUGACCAUCGUACCAACUGCUUCAAAAGCGAAUGGUUUGAAGGCAAGAAAAUAUUGGAUAUCGGCUGUAAUGUUGGGCAUCUGACUUUAUUUGUGGCCCGUGAGUUCAAACCCCAGAUGAUUGUAGGACUUGAUAUUGACAGUAAACUGAUCUCUGCUGCUCGGAACAACAUACGGCAUUACAUGAGUAAAAACGACCAAAACAAGUUCCCGGCAUCUUGUAAGCUGAGUUAUGGUCCUUUAGCUGCACCCUUCCAAGAAGAAUCACAGCAAAGAAACUUUCCGCAAAAUGUCAGUUUUAGACAGGGCAAUUACGUGCCAGAAAAUGAAGAUUUUCUUGAUUUGCAAAAAGCAGACUACGAUUUGAUUUUGGCCAUGAGUUUGACUAAAUGGAUUCAUCUAAACUGGGGAGACGCUGGCUUGAAGAGAUCUUUCCGUAGAAUGUACCGGCAACUAAAACCCGGAGGAAAACUCAUUUUAGAACCACAAGCUUGGGGCUCCUAUAAAAAACGCAAAUGGAUAUCGGAAAACAUUCGGAAAAACUUCCAGAACAUACAUUUAAAACCUGACAAUUUUGCAGAAUAUCUAAUUGAACAAGUUGGCUUUUCACGUUACGAAGUCAUAGAUGUCCCUUUCAACCGGGCAAAAGGUUUCCAGCGGCCAAUUUUCCUCUUUCACAAAGAUCCUCUCCCCUCAUCGUCACAUCUUUCAUACCAUGGUGAGAUUAAUGCUCAAGAGACAUCCAGUGCUAGAGUGAGUUCAUCUGCUACAGCUGGCCACGAAUGCGAAAUGUACGAUGCCACAAAAAGCUCUAUCACAACUACAGAGCAGUCAACAGCGCCAUCAUCUAGCGGAUCUUCGAAUGAAUGUGGAAACAAAAUCCCCAAUCUACGCGAAGCUGCUCCAGCUGGCCAGGAAUCCGAAAUGUACGAUAUCACAAAAGGCUCUGUUACGAGUACAGAGCAAUCAUCAGUAUCAUUUAGUGGACCUUCUAAUGUAUGUGAAAAUACAACCCCUUCUCCGAGUCAUGCUGCUACAGACAUUUCUAGCUCCCUACUUUUAACCACACAUUCUACCCGCGUUCAAAAUAAUGGGACUGAUAAGGUCCCUCAGGGUCUGCUUAAAUCUCCUUCACAGUCAGCAGAACCAAAGUCAACAACACCAUCUUCUUCCUCUGCCACCACUUCUCUCUCUUCAUCAUCAGCAUCAGACCCAGCAGCCCCAACAACAGCAGCAGCAGCAGCAGCAUCAUCAUCGCCAUCAUCCACAUUGUCAUUACCAUCAUUACCACCACAACCACAACCAUCACCACCAUCAUCAUUGCAAACUUCUCUUUCGUCUACAUCAGAUUCUUCAGUGUUGAUACCAUCAUCCACCAUCACCGCCACUACUAACAACAGCAACCACAUCGACAAUGAUACCUCCUCCUCCUCUUCCACCUCUCUUUUAAACUCUACGGACAUCUGAAAGGGGCAAGACGGCCCUUAAACUAAGAGAUCAAUGAACAUUAAAUUUUUGAGAAAAAAAUUUUUUUAACUUCUCUCUCUUUCCAUCUCUCUUUCAUUCUCACUCUCACUCUCUCUCUCUCAGAACAUUUUCUUUAAUUUUAUUUUUGAAAUGUUACAAAUUUUAAUCUAUAUUUUUUUUUUCUCCUUGAUCUGUUUGAAAUUUUAUUGUUAGUUGUUCCAGUUAGCAUGGCCUUCCUGCCACCUCUCUCUCUCUCUCUCCUUCUCUUUUAUAUACUUGACAUCUCAUUCUCUCGAUCUCCCACUCUCUCUUUCUUUCUCUUUCUCUCUCUCUCUCCCCGUCUCUCUCUUUCUCUCAAUUAUAAUUACAGCAAGCUGGGUUUAAGUGAUAAAGGCAGCUACGUGAAUAUCCUUGGAGCAAACUUGUGUUGGCUGACACAGGAGUUUUUGGAUGUUGUUUUACUUCCUUCCCUACUGCCAGAUGAUUCAAGCGUUCAAUUUCUCCUGUUUAUGAAAUUUUUCUUUCUGCCCCUUCCCUCCCCAACCCAAAGAGUUUAACACUCAAAAGAUUUAAAGAAGCAGGAUUAAGAUUCUUAAAUCUGACGAAAGAAAGCCUGUCUGUAAUUCCGUUCAUCAAAGAUUCACAGCCAAAAAUAGUAUAUUUUUCUUUCUCUUUUUUUGUUUUUUUUUUCUUCCUUCAGUUCCAUGUUCGUUACAGUUUAAUUAUUAAUAUUUACCAGUUAUAUAAGGUGGUGAGCUGGCAGAAUUGGUAAACACCCCAAGCAAAAUGCUUGGCAGCAUUUCAUCCAUCUUUAUGUUCUGAGUUCAAAUUCCGCCAGGGUUAACUUUGCCUUUCAUCCUUCCGGGGGGGUCAAUGAAACCAGUACUAGUACCAGUUGACCACUGGGGUCGAUGUAAUCAACUUACCUACCUUCCCUGAAAUUACUGGUCUUGUGCAAAAAAUUUAAAAUCAAUAUGUACCAGUUUAUGUACAAUCUUAAUUUUAAUUAUUUUCUUUUCAUCCCUUUCAAGCAAUUUCCCCCUUAUGCCUGAAUAAGCCAUUCUGAUGUUUUUCUUUCAAUGCUCUAUGCAAGAAGUAAGCUCCCAGAGAGCCUAGUUGGUGACCCCCUGCCCUCCUCUUUCAGUUCUCCUGUUGAAGCCAUUUCGUUUCAGGACACGACUGUCUUUCAGAAGGAUAUGAACAUUACACCAUUCCAUUUGUCCUUCAUUAUAAACCUGAGGCCUUGUGCACAUGUAAGAAAUCAUCAUUAUUGUUGUUGUUGUUGUUAUGGCAGUACAUAUAAUAAAAUUGGAAUGAUGCAGA